UUUACAUAACUUUGAGAUAAAAAUAUCUCCUGUGAUAAUGCCAAGCUUUAAAGCCUUUUACAAAGAAAUACAUUGGAUGAAUUGCACUUUACUCUAUCAGCUUUUCCGUCAUAACCUCAAAAUUCUACAAUGUCCGACACCAAAAGAAUCUUGAAAGAAGCAGCCAUUCAGAUAGGCUCUGGGGGCUCCGCUGGCUUUGUAGAAGUUUGCAUAGUGCACCCCCUUGACUUAGUGAAAACAAGGCUCCAGAUACAGUCGAAGGUUUUGAACAAAAAUGACCCAAAGAGUUAUACCGGUCUGGCGGAUUGCUUCCGAAAGAUGUACAAACACGAGGGACUGUUCUCUUUUUGGAAAGGAAUAUUACCUCCAAUUUUGGCUGAAACCCCGAAAAGGGCUGUGAAAUUCUUUACAUUCGAGCAAUAUAAACAACUUUUUAUGUUUGGUUCUCCUACGCCCACGCCUUUGACAUUCUCACUAGCAGGCCUAGGUGCUGGAACUACAGAAGCCAUUCUUGUCAAUCCUUUUGAAGUAGUCAAAGUGACAUUGCAGGCGAACAAGGCACAUUCUGGGGAAAUACCUAGCACUUGGGCUGUGACGAGGCAGAUAGUCACUGAGAACGGGCUAGGGCUUAGAGGAUUGAAUAAAGGGAUUACUGCCACCAUCGCUAGAAAUGGUGUUUUCAAUAUGGUGUAUUUCGGAUUUUACCAUUCUGUCAAAGGAUUUUUACCAGAAUACGAGAAUCAGUAUAAGGAAUUCUUCAAAAAGGUGUGCAUAGGUUUUGUAUCUGGUAGUUUGGCAUCCUGCAUAAAUAUUCCAUUCGAUGUUGCUAAAUCUAGGAUCCAAGGACCUCAGCCAGUGGCUGGAGAAAUAAAAUACAGGACUACCUUGAAGUCGAUGAGAACCGUUUAUAAGGAAGAAGGAUUUAUGGCACUUUAUAAAGGCCUGCUUCCCAAAGUUCUUCGGCUUGGACCAGGUGGGGCCAUCAUGCUUGUUGUAUAUGACUACUCACAUAACUACUUGACUCAGAAAUUUGCUUAAACUGAGCCCAUAAUUUUAUAAAACUUUAUAAGUUUUAUCGUACAUAUCUUUUUGUGACCGAUUUAAAAUAUUUCAUCACGCUGACUGUUUUAGACCAGAAAUUGUUGUUAUUUUGAAACCAAAAAUUGUUAUUACAAAAUACACAAAAAGUAUAUCAAAAAUUUUAUUGUUAUGCUGUAUAGGAAAAAAUGAACACAACUUUAUUAUUCUCGAAUGUGUUUUUAAUAAAAUGUUGUACUUUUGAA
Messenger RNA from Leptinotarsa decemlineata (Colorado potato beetle), 1283 nucleotides. RefSeq names its product mitochondrial 2-oxodicarboxylate carrier. Lineage: Eukaryota; Metazoa; Arthropoda; Insecta; Coleoptera; Chrysomelidae. Gene Ontology annotation, biological process: transmembrane transport. The record is from RefSeq and is a predicted model, not a curated record.